AUGUCGUCUACUAUAUUACCUUUUCUUUACCAGACCCGCACGCUCCAGCGGGCUUCAUGGCGGACAUUCUCCACCAUCUCGGUCAUGCGCUACGCCCAUGCGAACCGACCUCGAUCGACAAGACACGACAUGUCCGACUCGAUCCCCUUUGAAUGGGACCAAGAAGCGCCGUUCCCUUCUGAUUACAGCCGUACCGAGAGCGACAUCAGCUCCCGAUCUCUUCGAAACGAGCCGAGUCUGACUCUCUCUCCACGUGAGGCCCACGUGUUCAAGAGCAUCUUUGAGGAGAUCGCUCAGGGCAGGAUGCCCCCCUCACCACCUCCUCGUCCAGGCGGCGACAAGGGCUACUCGCAGUGGACGUCUGAUCGCCUGCGAGAGCAUGAGCGUAUGACCGAAUUCCGCGACAAGUACCUCGAAAAGUUCCCCGACAGUCUACGACAGGCAGGCAAGGCUGCCCUGGGCAUGUUUGACCUGCGUGCGAGCGACAAAGCCAUCGAGGACAUGACGGAAGAAGAGAAGCAGCUGUGGGCCGAGCGCCAACGUAACCAGCAGGUCCGCGAGGACGAGAAGCGCCGAGUCGAAGGGCUGAUGCGUCAAUGCAAGACGGAUUUUGAGCUGUGGGACGUCAUGGGCAAGGAAGUCUUUUCACUGCCGGAUAAGCUGGGUAUUGUCCCGCCUAGAAAACAUCAGAGGAAGCACAAAAAGAAUAAGGAGAGUGCGGAUGAGAAGACUAUGGACGGAGAGCAGUACACGAUGGAGGUUCAUGGACCUCUGUUCUCGCACUACCUGCACUACGCGCUCAACCUGAUGGAAACGUCAUUUACACGCCCUUCGCCGUUCGCAUUCGAGAUACUCCCGCGCGUCAAGUCUCUCGGCCUCACGUCGUACGUCCUCGGCGCCACGACGCCCCUCUACACCUCUCUGGCCAGGAUGUACUGGGAGAGUUUUGCCGAUGCGCAGUCCGUGCUCGGGCUGGUGCAGGAGAUGAAUGCCUCGGGACUGCACCCCGACCAGGAGCUGUGCGAUUUGCUGAGGAGUAUCGGGCGGCAGAUUUCGGGUUGCACGCGGGGCAUACAGGGACCGUUUGUCGAGGCCAUGGCCAAUACGGCUUCGUACGAUGAGAAUGUCGUCGAUAGGUUGGAUGAUUUCGAGAGGAUGAUGCGGUUCCAAGUGAACCGGGCUCGGGAAUGA
This is a messenger RNA of Geosmithia morbida, 1191 nucleotides long. RefSeq lists its product as uncharacterized. The record is from RefSeq and is a predicted model, not a curated record. Gene Ontology annotation, cellular component: mitochondrion. The coding region runs from base 1 to 1191 and encodes 396 amino acids. Lineage: Eukaryota; Fungi; Ascomycota; Sordariomycetes; Hypocreales; Bionectriaceae. The transcript has a single exon.